Molecule: messenger RNA, 850 nt
Organism: Hymenoscyphus albidus
Lineage: Eukaryota; Fungi; Ascomycota; Leotiomycetes; Helotiales; Helotiaceae
Source: the annotation of a GenBank genome assembly
AUGCCACCCCUCCGCCCACCCCUCGCACGCCCAACCAUCUACGACCUAAAAUCCUUCCUCUUCUCCCCACCAUCAAUAUCUCAACGUCCUCUCACCACGCGCUGCCCAUCCCAUCCCCUCUCUCAUCCUCUUUCUCGCCUCAUACCUCAUCGCCCUCGUCGUCAUCAGUUCUCCACCAAACCUCCCUUCCUCACCCCCACCAACCGCACACCACCCUCCCACGACCGCGGCCCCGCCUCCAAAGAAACCACCCAAACCGACUUCGGGACCCUGAACAUGCUGGGUGCCUCCCCGGUGCCGAGCACGAAUAUCGAUGCCUGUGUCUGGGACGGCUUUCUGCUCGAUAAUGGGGUCAAGAUCACGGAUGGGAGGGGCGUGUUGCUGGUUAAUGGGGAGGCGUUUGAGUGGUGUCCUUGGCUUGCUAAGGAUGGGCUUGGGGAGGGGGGUAACAAGGGGGGGAGGCUGAGGUUGGUUAAUGAGGGGGGGCAGUGGGAGUGUGGGGAUGAGGGGUGGGGGUUGCUGGGGUUGGUUUGGCCGAAACCUGGUGAGUUGUUCUCUUUGGGGGAUGGAGAUUUUUGGAUUUGUGGAUUUAGAGGGGAUUGGGAUGAGUUCGUGGAUGGGUGCUAAUUUUGCUGUAAUAGAUCUGUUGAUCCUGGGUCUGGGGAAGGAAAUGCGUCCGCUUAGUCCGAGGGUGCGGCAGUAUAUCAAUAGUCUCGGUAUCCGCGUCGAUGUCCAGGAUACGAGGAACGCGGCGGCGCAGUUUAAUCUGUUGGCGACGGAGAGGGGCGUGCAGAGUAUUGCUGCGGCCUUGAUACCUAUUGGGUUUAGGGAGGGGAGGGGGUGUGUUUAG